This is a messenger RNA of Fusarium poae, 1380 nucleotides long. RefSeq lists its product as uncharacterized. Gene Ontology annotation, cellular component: nuclear pore. The transcript is spliced from 4 exons. Gene Ontology annotation, molecular function: structural constituent of nuclear pore. The record is from RefSeq and is a predicted model, not a curated record. Bases 1 to 1380 code for a protein of 459 amino acids. Gene Ontology annotation, biological process: nucleocytoplasmic transport. Lineage: Eukaryota; Fungi; Ascomycota; Sordariomycetes; Hypocreales; Nectriaceae.
AUGUCAUUGAUCCGAUCAGCAAGCGGCCCUGCUGGUGGUUUAAGCAUCAACACCGGUACUGCUAACGCCUUUGGCAACACCGCCUCUAAGCCAUCAGCUGCUGGAAGUCUCUUUGGUUCAUCUGCCUCUGCCACUCCUACCACCACUACUACCACAACAGCGCAACCAGCAGCAGGCAACAUGUCUCUCUUCGGCGGCGCCGCGCAAAAGACGGGGACGGGUCUUUUUGGUCAAUCGACAGCACAAAGUGCACCUGCACCUGCGACUGGCGGUGGUCUCUUCGGAAAUGCAGGUGCUACCAACACUCAGCAGACACAGAGUACUGGCACUGGACUCUUUGGCAACACAGCCGCGAAUAACGCACAAGGAAACACUCAACAGUCAACGACGGCGACGACCGGCACUGGACUCUUUGGUCAAUCGACUCAGCAAAACCAAGCUCAGCAGCAACCUCAACAAACAGGCACAGGUCUCUUUGGACAAUCCGCAGCAACAAACACCCAAAGCAACACAGGAACUGGUCUUUUCGGUCAAGCUCAAGCAAAGCCCGCUACCGCAGGCACUGGUCUUUUUGGCCAAACUCAGUCUCAACCGCAACAGCAGAACAACACAUUAGGCCAGUCCACGAACCAAGUCUCAGCCGUCCAGAUCAACUACGACAGCAUCCGCCCACGUAGUCGAUUCGAUGAUCUUGCUAAGCCUGUACAAGACGAAAUUGCGCUUCUGGACAAGGGUAUCCAACGAGUUAUCAAGAUGCGAGACGAGAUUGGUGAAUUCAUGCCUCAGCACGAGAAGGACAUCGAACAGCUCGGUCUCGACGUUAAAUUUGUCGAGUCCAAGUUCCGUACCGUUCAAGUCGCUCUCAACAACGAUAUUCAGACUGUCAAGGCCCUUCAGGAUCAAACCCGAAAGAACGCCGCCGACGCUCGACUAUGCUUCCGAGGUGCCGAUAACCUUAAACUCCCUACGCACUACCACCAGACCGGUCUCUUCGCUAGCCAAGCACCUGCUGCUGAUACUAAUGGCUCCGAUGCUGCGUCAACACAUGCCGAUGCUCAGGAUCUGAUCACCUAUUUUAACCGCAUCUGCGACGAUAUCGAAAAGUACAAGGCACGUCUUGAUGAGUACCGUGGAGAUAUUGAAAGAGACAUGCCUGGAGUCGAGAAUGGUCUUUACGAACAAAUUCGGGCUCUGCGCGAUCGUAGUGCUGGCAGCGUAGUUGUGCAGGACCAGCUGAAUGAAGUGUUGCUGGCGCUAAGAGACACAGGAAGCGCCAUUGUUGCGCAGGCUGGACAGAUUGCUGAUACCCGAGAACGGUUGUCACGUCUUCAGGCUGGCAUUGUGGAUAGUGGAGUUUAUGCCAUGGGUAUGAAUGCUUAA